Molecule: messenger RNA, 6406 nt
Organism: Mesocricetus auratus (golden hamster)
Lineage: Eukaryota; Metazoa; Chordata; Mammalia; Rodentia; Cricetidae
Gene: Slc23a2
Product: solute carrier family 23 member 2
Exons: 16
Coding region: 277-2223 (648 amino acids)
Biological process (GO): transmembrane transport; L-ascorbic acid metabolic process
Cellular component (GO): membrane
Molecular function (GO): transmembrane transporter activity
Source: RefSeq, a predicted model, not a curated record
GUUAGUUAUACAAUUUUGGCCAGCUUGUGUGGGUUACAAGAGCUGAAAUUACUUCAACUCCUGCUACAUCCCAGGACAGUCACAACACUGCACAGACGUUGCAGGACAAUAUUGUGGGCAGAUCAAGACUCCUUUGAAGGUGAUAAGAGAUGACACUAAUCUCUGUCUGAGAAUCCUGUGUGCUGAAGAGCUGUUUCUGCUUGAGCUCCUGGCUUGAACAAGCCUUCACUGUAGCCACGUCAGGCCAACGCUUGUGUAGGUUGCUCAACUUCCUUAAUGAUGGGUAUUGGCAAGAACACGACCUCCAAAUCAGUGGAGGCUGGGAGUUCCACAGAGGGCAAAUAUGAAGAGGAAGGGAAGCACCCCAAUUUCUUUACUCUCCCGGUGGUGAUCAAUGGUGGAGCCACAUCCAGCGGAGAGCAGGACAACGAAGACACUGAGCUCAUGGCAAUCUACACCACGGAGAAUGGCAUCGCAGAGAAGAGUUCUCUUGCAGAGACCCUGGACAGCACUGGGAGUCUGGAUCCCCAGAGGUCGGAUAUGAUCUACACUAUAGAAGAUGUUCCUCCCUGGUACUUGUGUAUAUUCCUGGGGUUGCAGCACUACCUGACCUGUUUCAGCGGCACAAUCGCCGUGCCUUUUCUACUGGCUGAUGCCAUGUGCGUGGGAGAUGACCAGUGGGCCACCAGUCAGCUCAUCGGGACCAUUUUCUUCUGCGUGGGAAUCACUACAUUGCUGCAGACAACAUUUGGGUGCAGGUUACCCCUGUUUCAGGCCAGUGCUUUUGCAUUUUUGGCCCCUGCUCGAGCCAUCCUGUCUUUAGAUAAAUGGAAAUGUAACACCACAGAGAUUACAGUUGCCAAUGGAACGGCAGAGCUGUUGGAACACAUCUGGCAUCCCCGGAUCCAAGAGAUCCAGGGAGCUAUCAUCAUGUCCUCAUUGAUAGAAGUGGUCAUCGGCCUCCUUGGCCUGCCUGGGGCUCUACUGAGGUAUAUCGGACCCCUGACCAUCACCCCCACUGUGGCCCUCAUUGGCCUCUCAGGUUUCCAGGCAGCAGGAGAGAGAGCGGGGAAGCACUGGGGCAUUGCCAUGCUGACGAUUUUCUUGGUGUUACUAUUCUCACAAUAUGCCAGAAAUGUUAAAUUUCCUCUCCCAAUUUAUAAAUCCAAGAAAGGAUGGACUGCAUACAGAUUACAACUUUUCAAAAUGUUUCCUAUAAUCCUGGCUAUCCUCGUGUCCUGGCUGCUGUGCUUCAUCUUCACGGUGACUGAUGUCUUCCCUUCCAACAGCACCAACUAUGGCUACUAUGCACGCACAGAUGCCAGGAAGGGUGUACUUCUGGUAGCCCCAUGGUUUAAGGUUCCAUACCCAUUUCAGUGGGGGAUGCCCACCGUCUCUGCGGCUGGUGUUAUUGGCAUGCUCAGUGCUGUCGUAGCCAGUAUCAUCGAGUCCAUUGGUGACUACUAUGCCUGUGCCAGGCUCUCCUGUGCCCCACCACCUCCUAUCCAUGCUAUAAACAGGGGUAUUUUUGUGGAGGGUCUCUCCUGUGUUCUCGAUGGCAUAUUUGGUACUGGGAAUGGCUCUACUUCCUCCAGUCCCAAUAUUGGAGUUUUGGGAAUUACAAAGGUCGGCAGCCGCAGAGUGAUCCAGUAUGGCGCAGCACUCAUGCUGGGCUUGGGCAUGAUUGGCAAGUUCAGUGCCCUGUUCGCAUCCCUCCCAGACCCUGUGCUCGGAGCUCUCUUCUGCACGCUCUUUGGAAUGAUCACAGCUGUUGGCCUCUCUAACCUUCAGUUCAUUGACUUGAAUUCUUCCCGGAACCUGUUUGUGCUUGGAUUUUCCAUCUUCUUUGGACUUGUUCUUCCAAGUUACCUCAGACAAAACCCACUGGUCACAGGUAUAUCAGGAAUUGAUCAAGUACUGAAUGUCCUUCUCACAACGGCAAUGUUCGUAGGAGGCUGUGUGGCGUUUAUUUUGGACAAUACCAUCCCAGGUACCCCAGAGGAAAGAGGAAUCAAGAAAUGGAAGAAAGGUGUGAGCAAAGGAAGCAAGUCUCUUGAUGGCAUGGAGUCUUACAAUUUGCCAUUUGGCAUGGACAUUAUUAAAAAAUACAGAUGCUUCAGCUACCUACCUAUCAGCCCCACCUUCGCAGGCUACACAUGGAAAGGUUUUGGGAAGAGUGAGAACAGUCGGAGUUCAGACAAAGACUCCCAGGCCACAGUAUAGCCUUUGCUGUGCCCUGUGGCCUGGCCACAGUGAGGCAUGUAUCUGUAGUCCCUUGCUGAGUAACAAGAAGAUAUAUGUUUGUAUAUCUACGUUGGCAUCCUGCACCUCAGAGCUAAGACAGGUUGCACAUCACUCUUCUGGUGUGGGUGGUGAUUGUGUCCAAUAUGGUGUCUCGCUUGUCUCCUUAUUGGUUCCCUAUCCUUUUCAUGUCCAUUGCUGGCCUUGGUCACUGAACUUGAAGUCACAGUCCUGCUAUUGGAGUGGGCUUGGUCCUGCUUUUAAUUUUCUGCUGCACAGACUUCCAGUGCCCUCUUUCCUGCAAGCCACUUCAAGGUCCAGGGGUUUCUGCUUCUAAACACUAUGUCCCACUCUUCUCCCUUGAUCUCAGCUUGAGUCCUGCAGACACCUCUUCUGGCCAAGGGGCUACCAGUGUCCUUAAUUUGUCACAUCUGCCUGGUCAGAUGUUGUCCCCAAUACCCAGGAGCCUAUUGACCUGACUGAAACCAGUGACAUGGCUGACCUAUGCCUAGAUGUAAGUAUGCAUAAGGUCUGUAUAGCUACGACUGGGUGGAACUCUGUUUAGGAGAUUGACAGAGAUUGAAAGGUCCUGAGUCAAUGGGAUUCUCAACUUCUCUCCUCCUUACCAUCCUGGUCCCAUCCAGGUCAGCACAGUUCAUACUAGUCUGUUUUACUGGCUGAGACAACCUAUUUGACAUUUUCACUGCUGGCUGGUGUGACGGGUAUAGAGUGCUCACAGAUAAGUCUGUGGGCGUCUUGGCUCUGCUGUCCUGUACUGUUGUGUGUGUUUUUUCCUAUUUAAUGUUAUGGCUGUAGCAGAUAUUUGAAGUCAGUGUUUUCCAUGUGAACUUCUAACCUUGCAUCCUAUUCCUUGUCCUCUGCCUGUUACCCCAUUAAGAAAAGAACCAGUGUGUGUAAAGCUGUGGGGUGCUAUCAGGGAAGCUUCUUGGAACGGCUGUGAAGGCCAGUGACCAUUGUUGUGGAUGUGUUUUGUACUGCUCGAUACCAUGAAAGUGUAAAUACUAUAAUGUCUAAGCUAUUUAUCACAACUGACUACUGGACCAGAACCCAGAAACAUGGGUCAAGUUACAUGUGAAUUUGUUUGGUGAAGAAGGGAACCUGGGACAGAAAUGCAGCCAUUUCCUUCUGCUGCAACUCAUUGCUGGUAGAUCUGGCUUAAUAGGACUUUGUGUGGAUUGUCAGGUCACAUGUCACUGGAUCUUGAUUCUUGUGAAAGGGAAGAUUUGAUCCCUUAGCCAAAUAGCCUGGGUAAUUCAUUUCAGAAGACAGUAAGAAAAGCACUACUGGGUGCCCUCUGUGAAGUGUUCUAACAUAGAACACAAAUUCUUGCUUACAAUUGACUUGUAUUGAUUUGGUUUUGGUUUUCAAGCCAAGGGGGAAAGCCAAGACACAGAGUAAUGACCUUGCUUCAUGAGGUUGUACCUCUUAAUGACUGUGGACCUGGCUGAACCAUGCAUGGCAGUGGGCAUCCCCCCACCCUCCAUCCCCCGCAAGGUAUGACUCUCAGUAGCCUUCUAUCCACAGAAUGUGUUUCUGUACCCCAGCCCUCAGGCUGGUUCAGUGUCACCGCAUUGCCAGACCUUUUGUUUCAUUUCAUUUCUUUUUUUUUUUUUUAAAUCUCUGCACUUUUUAAAUCUCUGGGUUUUGAUAACACAUCACCUCAGAGUCACCGCAUUGUUUGGCUAAAAUCUUACUCCAGAUUAAGAACUUGGUUUCUAAUUUGUAUUUAGUUUUAUGUUUUCUAAAUGUAUAUUCGGAGUAAUUAGUGCUUUGGAAGCACAUUGGUGAGUAGCUUUUGUCCCUCCUUCCUUAGCAAGCCUGUGUGGAUGACAGCUCUCCUGCUCUGUAUUUACUCUGUGGCCUCAGUUUGCAUUUUGCUUAGUUUAUCCAGUUUCUCUGUCCAGAAGCUCCUGAGAUUUGCAGCAUUGUGGUGCUGCUGCAGGCAGGAGUUAGGAGUUUACACAGAAGUGUGAGAACAGCCGGUAAUCCCGGAGCAGUGUCCUACCUGUUACACCUGUCCUGCUGAGUGCCACCUGUCCUGAGCAACUCCCUGAGUCUUCCCAUUUGGUUGUAAUUUGCUCUCGCCACUGUUAGUCUAGGGCAUGAGCUCAGGAAGUAUCUAUAUGAUCAAGGAAGUGCUAUGCCAAUAUCUCCCCUUGGAAACAGGGUUGGGACUUCAUGCUUCUUCAGAGUCAGCUUUUGGUAUUCUUGGAAGGAAGGGGCAGGAGGUAGGAGGGAAGAGAGCAGCCCCACCAGGUGCCCCAUGUUGUGUCAUAAGGUUUGUCCAUGCAGCAUGCAGUCCCCCAGAACAUUUAGGGAAGGUGCACUUAUAUGCCUGGAGAGGAGUUUUACGGGGACAUGGUGACCAUGUGUGUUCUGUCUGGUAGACCUUGCGUCUGGCUUGUUGGCCUGCACUGCUGGGACUUGCUGUCUUUUGUCUGCCAGUGGGCAGCUGAAAAGUUUCAGAUAUGAGCAUCCUUUUAGGGCAUCCCAUCUCUAGUUCUCACAGUGAACACUUGCCUCUCAGAGCAAGCAUUGGUGUCAGCAUAGAAAGCGGUGUGUGUGAACAAGGACAGGAAGUACUGUCCAUGGCCUGUGGGGAGGCCCAGGUUGGAAGGGAAUGGGGAAGGGUAGCAAUCUUUUUAAGUGAUUUUCAUUCUCAUUUAUGAGUUAAACCUUGAUGCACUGGGACAUUUAUGCUCAGAAUCUCUCUUAAGAGGGUUUCCAGUGUUAACAUUUAUUGGGAUUGAUCCAGGCAAAAGAAGUAGUUUUACCAGGCAAGCUGGAGUGAAGCAUUGUGGGUCCUACUGGUGUCCCAUUUCCACUCUAACAAAUUCACAUGCAGGAUUUACUUUAUACUGUAGAAUACUGACUUUCAUGAUGACAACUUGAUUUAUGCAUGAAUAUCACAGUAUUUCCAUAUAGUAAAACAACAUUUCUGCCCAGGAUAAUAAUCAGUUUUCCAGGGAGGGAAUGAUAUAAUUUUCAUGACAAUGUCAUGUGCUGAUAGAAUUUCUCCAUUGAUGAACCUCUAGUAUGUGUGUAUACUUUAUUUACCCAUGUGUAUAUUUUAUGAUCAUGACCUAAACUGUUAAUACUUUCAUUCAUGUCCCAGUUGCCACACUGAUAUUGGCAACUGAGACUUAUAGUUGGCAAGUUUAGUCAUCAGUCAUACCAGUGUCACAGAGGUGAAGCCUAAGUUUAGAACCCAUCUGGCUAGAAAACAGGCAGCAUCCUGCAGGUGGCUGGGCUUGGCAUAGAUAUUUGGCUGCUGGUACCAGGCUUGGCAUGGCUUGGAGUGAGGGCCUAAUUACUCAGUUGUUGCUGGACGUCAGCUGUGCACACCCAAGCAUGCCCACUGCAUACUGGGUUAGUGCACAGCUGGACCCGAGCUUUCACAGAGAGCGCUGGUCUCCAGGAAACUGUCUUUUGGGCCAGGGUUUCACAUACUGUACUUUGUUCUCAGUCCCCUUAAGAUUUGAACACAGAAUAGGACAUUUUCCACUUUCCACUCUCCCUCCAGUCAGACCCCAAGUAAAGUCCCUUAUGUGCCAGCAUUCAGCUUUCAUCCAAGGAACCCAAAGCACAGAGGUGCUAGGGACCCCUUUGCAGCAGCCUCACAGACCUCUGCAUCCUUCUAGGAUGUUGGCUGCCUUGUCACCGCUCUGAUACCCAGCAUUCUCAGGUUGCCGUAUGUUUCCUGGUGUUUAGAACACUCAUGCCAACGUCGCUGUCUGACACCAUCUGACAGUUCAGUGAACAUCCUUUUCUGUCCGUUCCUAUCAACUUUUAUUUGACACAUUAAUCAGUUUCUGACUGUCCUUAAAACAGUAGAGAUGCCUCUAUUGUAUUUGAGUUUUGUGACUGACUUUACCUAUAUAUCUUCCUGGGGUUUUGUUUUUAAUUUUUAUUUUGCAUACUGAGGGUAUUUGGGGUGGGGUUGUUUUUUGAGAUGUGUAAUUCUUUUAUGGAGUUUUUAAAAAGAAUUUUCAUAUUGUUUUUCUAACAUGGCUUCAUUAAACGUUUAAGUAUUUUAAAAAUAUGUAAUAUUUGGACCAGAUGUUGUGAAUAAUAGUAGAGAUAAAGCUAUUUUAUUCUGUAUUUUUAAAACUGUUCCGUACAAAUAAAAGCUCUCCUGGAUGUA